AAAGCAGCGAUUGUUUCAUUUGAACUUGAACCGUAGCAACGUGAGAUACAGUAACGCGAUCCACACAGACAGAGGGCGCUGUUGAGAAAGACAUCCACAGUGAAGAAGAGGAACAACCACGUGAUGAAACAUAUGAAGACAGACGCUCGUUUUUGCUCAGUUUCUAACUUAGUAUUCCAUCUCUUUAUUCCAAGCGCAUCACAUCGGUGAUGGCUGCUUAAUAUGUUCUGACUUUUAUUGCAAUUCAGCGAAUCUGGCUGCACCCGAGUCGGUGAAUCAGUUCUGGAUACUUUCGUCUCAAGACGCGUAGCUUCUGUUUUGAUCGCCAAAAUGCCCAUCCAGUGCAGUAGCUGUGCUGAGAAACGUGCUGUUCUCAAACGUCCCAAAACUGGCCACUCACUGUGUAAGGAGUGCUUUUUCUGGGCUUUUGAGGAGGAGGUUCAUCAGACCAUUACAACCGCAGAGUUGUUCAAGCCGGGAGAGGUAGUUGCCAUCGCAGCUUCGGGUGGAAAAGACUCCACGGUGCUCGCACAUGUGAUGAAACUUCUCAACGAGAGAUACAGCUACGGCCUGGACUUGAUGCUUCUGUCGGUGGACGAGGGAAUCACAGGGUACCGAGAUGAUUCUCUGGAGACAGUCAAGAGGAACCAGCAGCAGUAUGAGCUCCCGCUCAAGAUCGUGUCCUAUGAGGAGCUGUAUGGCUGGACCAUGGAUGCUAUCGUCAAGCAAGUGGGCCUUAAAAACAACUGCACUUUUUGUGGCGUGUUCAGGCGGCAGGCCCUCGACAGGGGCGCCAUCAUGCUCAAGGUUGACAAGAUAUGUACAGGUCACAACGCUGAUGAUGUGGCGGAGACUGUUCUGAUGAAUGUUCUUCGGGGAGACAUCGCUCGUCUGAGGCGCUGCACUGCCAUCUCCACUUCCAGCGAGGGGGAUGGAGUGGUUCCCCGCUGCAAGCCCCUCAAGUACGCCUACGAGAAAGAGAUCGUCUUGUACGCGUACUUCAAAAAGCUUGACUACUUUUCCACAGAGUGUAUUUACUCGCCCAAUGCUUAUCGCGGCCACGCGAGAACUUUUUUGAAAGACCUGGAGAGCGUGAGGUCCAGCUCCAUCAUAGACAUCAUCCACUCGGGGGAGAACCUGUCUGUGCGGGAGGGAGUGAGAAUGCCGGUGCAGGGGACCUGCAAGAGGUGUGGCUACAUCAGCAGCCAGGAGCUGUGUAAGGCCUGUGUGCUGCUGGAGGGGCUAAACAGAGGACUGCCAAAGCUGGGGAUCGGAAAGCACCACCGCCUGCACGACAAACUUCUCUCUGAUCAACCUCUUACGGAGCAGGAGACAAGGAAACUGAAGUCAGUGGACUUCUGACCGGCUUUUAGCUUCAUUUAAAAAGUCUCUUCAUUUUCAUCACUGGAAUUAGUCCUGCUUUAUUUUAAAUUUGGAUCCUAAUAUGGGGUCCUUCUGUUCAUGAUUCCUCACGUGACGCCUGUCUGUAUAUUGUCUACAUUUUAGAAACUUCAGAUUUUCAGAAGUGGUUUUAAAAAUAACUUUUCUUUCUUCAUGAC
Molecule: messenger RNA, 1559 nt
Organism: Synchiropus splendidus (mandarinfish)
Lineage: Eukaryota; Metazoa; Chordata; Actinopteri; Syngnathiformes; Callionymidae
Gene: ctu1
Product: cytosolic thiouridylase subunit 1 homolog (S. pombe)
Exons: 3
Coding region: 331-1362 (343 amino acids)
Biological process (GO): tRNA wobble position uridine thiolation
Cellular component (GO): mitochondrion; cytosolic tRNA wobble base thiouridylase complex
Molecular function (GO): tRNA binding
Source: RefSeq, a predicted model, not a curated record